UGGCUGAUAAAUUCGAACAAAAAUUACCCCAAAAAAAAAAUCCUCCACUGAAGUUUAGGGUUUGGAGAGUGGCACUUAAUUUGCAGCAAUCAUGAACACCACCUCAAACUAAUGCACGUUCUCGAUACUCACUCCAUUCUUCCAAGCACUAAUUAACUUCUGUUAAUCCAAUCAGCAAUUACGAGCAUCGAAGUUCCUCCACAGUUUUAAUCUGCUAUGGCAGCGAGGCUCGCAAUUGUGAGGAGCACCAGAUGGAGAUUGAGCAGCGUUUUAGGGUUCAAUAGGUUUAUUCAUUCGGUGCCCCAAUCUCCUCCUUUAGCUGGAAGCAUUGAUCUUGGGGUUCGGUCGCCGCAAUCCGUUUUGCCCGAGUUUUGUUCCCCAAGUUUCUCUUAUGGGGGCUCCAUGGAGCUCAUGGCUGUCCCAAAACGCAAGGUUUCUCCCCAUAAAAGAGGAAUAAGGAAUGGACCAAAAGCUCUGAAACCUAUUCCUGUGAUUGUCCUAUGCAAGAGUUGUGGUCGUGCUAGGCUUCCACACUUCUUUUGUUGUGGUGGGAAACCAAAUCAGGGUAAUACUGGUGAACAUAAAGGUAGUACAAGCUAAGCUAAUCAAGUUGUUUGUGAAGCAGCAGAUGUUGGUUCGUGUGCAGGGCCACCCGUAAGUAGGUCCAUUUGGUAGUAAUGCUUUAUUUCCUUAUUUCUUAAGCAAUGCCAUCAUUAGAUCCGAGGUUUUUUGUUUUGGAAGAUAAAUGGAGUAGUUGGUGGGGAAAAUACUAAAAUUUAUGAAUUUUGGAAAUGAUACUGUAUUUUAUUUCCAUUGAAGAAUAGCGGCUUUGGUGCUUUACAAUUGAUCUCAUGGCCUAUUUAUUUUUCA
This is a messenger RNA of Glycine soja, 870 nucleotides long. RefSeq lists its product as uncharacterized. Lineage: Eukaryota; Viridiplantae; Streptophyta; Magnoliopsida; Fabales; Fabaceae. Gene Ontology annotation, biological process: translation. The record is from RefSeq and is a predicted model, not a curated record. Gene Ontology annotation, cellular component: mitochondrial large ribosomal subunit. Gene Ontology annotation, molecular function: structural constituent of ribosome. The coding region runs from base 217 to 600 and encodes 127 amino acids. The transcript is spliced from 4 exons.